This is a messenger RNA of Octopus sinensis (East Asian common octopus), 805 nucleotides long. RefSeq lists its product as uncharacterized. Gene Ontology annotation, biological process: mitochondrial electron transport, NADH to ubiquinone. The coding region runs from base 43 to 639 and encodes 198 amino acids. NCBI's taxonomy places the organism in Eukaryota, Metazoa, Mollusca, Cephalopoda, Octopoda, Octopodidae. The transcript has 2 exons. The record is from RefSeq and is a predicted model, not a curated record.
GAGAGAACUCUGUAAUCGAUGUCACCUUGAAAUUUCGACAAGAUGGAGGCCAACGUGAGUAAAACGGGCCAGGAAGCCCUCGUCGCCCCAGAUGAAAAGCCAUGGCAAAAGAAAAGGAGACUGGCUAGGUUGGCUGAGUUCAAGGGCAGUCAAUAUCCGCCUUUUUCUAUUGAGCCAAUGCCUCAUGAGCGCCAUCGUCUCGAUGGUAAAGGCAUGACAGAUGCAGAUCGACAACUCAGAAAACAAUGGUUACUCGAUCAGAACCUGUCCCCGAAUGAACCACGUUAUGUCCCUGAAGUUCACCCGAGGAAUGUAUUUAAAAGGAUUGGUUCAAUGCCCUUUGAAGCCCUCUACAAGGUAUUGAAACCAAUUAUCGGUGUAAAACCAGCUCUAGUUGUUCGUCGCAGUUCUCCAUGGAUUCUUGGAAUUUACGGUACUCUAUGUGCUUCCUAUUACUUUCUCAAAUAUCAGCCUAAUGACUGGACGAAAGCCAGUGGCUUCUACGUACGGAGUAUACAACCGCAAUAUACAAUGGGUAUGGCAAAACCUUUCCCUGAAAAAGAAGCAGCUGAUUACUAUGACAAAGGGUUCAAAUCUCGGCAAGUGCUACUCAAUCCCAAAACUAGCUACAUUGAAUAAUUCUCAAGGGAAACUGCUAUAAAGACCUAUGGACCUUUAGAUUUUUUUUUUAUCUAGUUGAAGAAACUGAGUCCUGUGAUUUUAAGGAAGGUUAUUAUAUUUGUUAGAGGUACUGCCUCCUUCAGAGGUCUUUAACAAAUAUUUAAAAAAAUCAAAAAAGGAAACA